AAAAAGAUUGAAAAAGAACUCAUCAUGGAAUGGGUACCAACACAAGAGGGACUUUCACAGCUAUUGCAGCUGCUAAAAGAUUCCGUGUCUCCGAAUAAUGAAAUUCAUACCAUGAUACAACAAAAACUCGAAUCAUUCAAUAAAAUACCAGAUUAUCCUAAUUACCUCGUAUACAUUCUCACCCAAAUGCCACAAGAGGAGGCGUCUACCCGUGCGAUCGCAGGCCUUCUUCUAAAAAACACAAUCCGUGUAUAUUUUUCAACAAUUCCACGUGAGGUGCUUACAUAUGUGAAGACAUUGUCAAUCAAAGGGUUAGGUGAUCAAGAUGUAAUGGUGCGAGGUAUCGUCGGGAAUGUGAUCACUACUAUCGUGACGAGAGGGGGGUUGGUGGAUUGGCCGCAGAUCUUGCCGAGUUUAAUGGAGUUAUUGAAUUCUCCAGAUUACAACGUUGUGGAGGGUUCUUUUGGUGCUCUUCAAAAAAUCUGUGAGGAUUCAGCUCGUGAGCUCGAUCAAGAUACUAAUGGAACACGACCUCUCAGUUAUAUGAUUCCUAAAAUAAUUCCGUUUUUUGAUUCACCACACGUCAAGAUUCGUGUGUUUGCUGUCUCGUGCAUAAAUCAAUUUAUUCUCAUGAGAUCAAAUUCCCUUUAUAAUCACAUCGAUGAGUUUGUGGCUGCUCUUUUCAAGAGAGCUAGUGAUGAAAACCCGGAAGUCCGUAAAAACGUCUGUCAGGCUUUAGUAAUGUUGCUUGAGGUGCGUCCUGACAAGCUUAUGCCUGAAAUCGCAAACGUUGUGGAGUACAUGCUUUAUUCUACACAAGAUCAAGAUGAACAAGUAGCACUGGAGGCAUGCGAGUUUUGGUUGGCUUUCGCUGAGCAAGAAGAACUUCGGGAUCAUUUACGCCCUUUCCUUCCUAGAAUCGUGCCAGUGUUGUUAAAAGGUAUGGUUUAUAGUGAAAUGGACAUCAUGACUCUUGGUGGUGAUGAAGAUGAUUCCAACGUUCCGGACAGUGAGGCCGAUAUUAAACCUCGCUUUCACCGAGCAAAGACUCACACAUUUGAACGCACGGAGGCUAAUGAAUGGAACCUGCGAAAAUGUUCGGCUGCAGCUUUGGAUGUGCUUGCUACCGUUUUUGGAAAUGAAUUACUAGAAAUUCUGUUGCCCUUCUUGAGAGAACAACUAUUUCAUCAAGAAUGGAAACAUCGUGAAUGUGGUAUUCUGGCUCUUGGUGCUGUUUCUGAAGGAUGCAUGGAGGGAGUGGAACCACACUUGCAAAAUUUGGUCCCUUAUCUUAUUCAAACGCUUAAUGAUAGCAAGCCGCUUGUUCGCUCAAUUACAUGUUGGACACUGGGUCGCUAUUCUCGUUGGUGUGUAAAUCCCCCGAAUCCACUUCAAGACAGAUCCAAGUAUUUUGAACCUUUGCUUGAAGGGCUCUUGCGUAAGGUCCUUGACAAUAAUAAACGUGUUCAAGAAGCGGCUUGCAGCGCAUUCGCUACUCUGGAGGAGGAGGCUUGUGAAUUGCUCAUUCCUUAUUUAGAUCCAAUUCUUCGGAAUCUCGUUUUUGCCUUCACCAAAUAUCAGCACAAGAACUUGCUCAUCCUUUACGAUGCAAUCGGUACAUUGGCCGAUUCCGUCGGUUCAGCCCUUAAUAAGAAGGAAUAUAUAGACAUUCUUAUGCCACCGCUUAUUGAAAAAUGGCACCUACUUAAGGAUGACGACAGAGAUCUAUUUCCCUUGUUGGAGUGCCUAUCUUCGGUUACGACUGCUUUAGGAUUAGGAUUCCAGCCCUUCGCUCAGCCGGUUUUCGAACGUUGUGUAAAGUUAAUUCAUAAUACUUUAGUGCAAUACCAGUUGCAUCAACAGAACUCAUCAGUGGAAGUACCAGACAAAGACUUUAUGAUUGUCGCCUUAGAUUUAUUGAGCGGACUGACACAAGGAUUGGGCAAUCAUAUUGACGCUCUCGUCGAACAUAGUAACCCUCCCUUAUUAUCGUUGCUGAACGUCUGCCUAACUGAUAUUGUUGCUGAGGUUAGACAAUCUGCCUAUGCUCUGUUGGGCGAUCUCUCCAUUGCAUGCUUCCCUCGCAUCAAACCUUUCCUCAAUCAAUUUAUGGUCGACUUGAUCAGUCAAGUUGAUCCCGCCGCUGAGCACGUUAGUGUUUGUAAUAACGCUGCAUGGGCGGCUGGUGAAAUUGCUUUGCAAUGUGGUGCAGAGAUGCAACCAUGGGUUCCUCCUUUGUUGGAAAGAUUAAUACCUCUUCUGACCAACGAGUCCACACCUCGCACGUUGUUGGAAAACGCUGGGAUUACAAUUGGUAGAUUAGGUCUUGUGUGUCCUCAAUUAGUUGCACCACACUUGGAUACAUUUUCAGAAGCUUGGUGUAAAGCUUUGCGAUCGAUCCGUGACAAUGAUGAAAAAGACACCGCCUUUCGUGGACUGUGCGAGAUGAUUCAAGUCAAUCCUAACGGCAUUGCAAAGAGUUUUCUAUAUUUCUGUGAUGCUGUAGUUCAAUGGCAGCAUCCCCCGCAAGAAUUAAACGAAAUAUUCCGUAAGAUCCUUACGGAAUUUAAGCAGAUGCUGGGUUCUAAUUGGGAAGCAUAUACAAAUCAUUUCCCACCUCACAUAAGGCAACGACUCCUCGAACGUUAUGGACUUUGA
Molecule: messenger RNA, 2658 nt
Organism: Acaulospora morrowiae
Lineage: Eukaryota; Fungi; Glomeromycota; Glomeromycetes; Diversisporales; Acaulosporaceae
Source: the annotation of a GenBank genome assembly